Bolinopsis microptera is the source of this 3053-nucleotide messenger RNA. RefSeq lists its product as uncharacterized. The transcript is spliced from 4 exons. Bases 2177 to 2653 code for a protein of 158 amino acids. Lineage: Eukaryota; Metazoa; Ctenophora; Tentaculata; Lobata; Bolinopsidae. The record is from RefSeq and is a predicted model, not a curated record.
CACCCUACGCGCGUGGGGUGGACUCCUGGGGUGGACUUUUAUUCAGCGCGUAUUUUGUAGCCUGUUCAACUUGACGUUUUGAUUCGUUACUAUCUCAAUGUCACAGAUACACAGAAUGUGAGGUGAUCAUCUUAAAGAGAAACGUCUCAGCUUUCACCUGGUGUAAAGUUUAUCUUUGUACUCAAAAUAUAGCUCGCUCAGUGUGCAAUAGAAGUUGACAAUACAAUAACCACGUCUGCGACCGGUCGUCAGAUACCGGAGUGUUGCACAAAAUUGGGUCCCUAAAUUAAAAUUCUAUGACACAGUUACCAUGCAGAAAUGUCUAGGGAAACAUUUGGUGAAAGUUUCAACUCUCUACUAUAAAAAUAGCGAUAGUUAUUGAAGAUAAACCGUGAGAAACUCCCUCUUGUCGAGAUCAACGCUCUAGGAACCUCCCUUCUGUACCACGUGACAAAGAUUUGAGCGUCACGUGGCCGUCACGUGACAAAAGUGUGCGCAUCGGAUGGAGCAGUCUCGUGGGAAAUCCUGAUUGCCUGAUCGAUCUCGUGGGAAAUCCUGAUUGCUACGGAAAGGGCUGACAACCACAGUUAUUUCCCUUCCUCAAUUUUCCAGUUCACUUGCUCAGUGCUGUCAGUUGUUUUUUGUUUGCCCUGCUAUAUAAACUUCACUCCGUCAUAAUCCCCUACUCCCCUAUCCAAUGAACUGUUUCUGUUACAGCUGCCAUUCUGUUGACUGGACCCUAACUUAGUCUUAUCAUUUUCACUUGAUAACUUUAUCCGUGUGCACUUUCUCGAAACUCAACUUAUCUUUGUCAAGACUCAGCUAAUCUCAGAACUAAAUGUUGCCUUAACAGACUUACUUGUCACUGCACUGGGCCCUCCUUUAAAUGCAAAUAUCAUAUGAGCAGCUGAUCGAUUUAUUGCUUGAACUGUGCAUCCUUUUUAAAAAUAAAUAAGGUCAAUUUUACUAUCGUGAAACUUAGUCACUGAAGACAACGCAAUCUGGCUGUGCCGGUUCCCCUCUGCCUAGAUCACUUAGAAUAUCCAUAGUUAGCAAUACUUUUAUCGUUUAAUGCAGCGAUAUAGCCAGUUAUCAAUGCUACAUAGUAGAUUUUAGCCUGUUCCAAUCAUCCUUAUAUCGCGUUAAUGGAAUUUAUGAAAUUGCCUACCGUUCAAAUCGCUCUCUGUUGUUAGCACCACACUGAUUAACUACGAUGUUCCAAUUUUUUAGAAUUAUGUCCGACAUAAUUCUAAUUUUUGCUGUUACAGCAGAUAGUUAUGGUGUAAUGGCACGCAGGAAUAAGUCAUCCCUGUCCUCCAAAAAGCCCAUGAAAAGGUAUUUGGUAAGCUAUGUCUUUUCCAAUAUCAAAUCCAAUGUAUCACAAUCUGUGGACUUUCUACUCAAAAACUAGAUUGAUUAAUUGAUAAUUCAUUGCUGAUUGUUCACGCGCCCUGUAUGGAAGUAUAUAAAUGGUAAUCCGCAUACUCCAGGAAGAAUUGAAGCAAUCUCAAAAGAAAAGAAGGGAAUCUGGAUCCUUCGUCGGAUCGUCAAAGAGCUUAGAGGGGAGCUCUACGCUUCACUGGCCAUGCAAAGCAGGGAGAGUGACGGAGGCGGAGGCACUGCUGGCUGCUGGAACGGACAUUAACAAGCUGGACAGAACGCAGUUUAACCCUUUCAUGGACGCGAUCAACUCAGGUAAAUCAUUCGACCGCCUUAACAAUAUGGGUUUAUUGGUAAUAGUAGCAAGAGGUUUUAGUCAUGCGUUUGAUUACAGCACAGUGUGAAACCCUGAAGCAUACGUCGAGCUCUAAACUCUGUUUUGUCUAAUAAUCAAUUAUUUGAAUAUUGAAGGAUUAAAUUUGGUAACUUGAUGAUCACACAAUUAACAGGACAGGUCGACUGUGCUAGAUGGCUGCUGAGGCAAGACGGUUUAAAGCUUCAGACCGAGAUAUGGUCGUUUUGUAGGGAGAGGGUGCUAGAGUCAUUGCUAACAGCUUAACAGAAGGUAAAAUCCUGAACUUUUGUUCAUUGAUUAAAAAUCACCAUUCAGACAUACAAUCGUUCAGAUGUAAAAAUUAUUUAUUCACUAUUUUGGAUUACAUUUAGUUACAGGACUAACAUGCGACAUCCGUCGUUGACCUUUGUCUUUAAUUCAACAAGGUAGGGAGAGCGAUCCAUGGCUGUCCCGAUAGACCCACUCAGACUCCUGCCGGAAGAUACUCCUCCGGUUGAUCCAGAUGAGACAGUUCUAGCAGAUGAUCAGUUACAGACUGAAGAACAUAUCCCACAGAUCAAUGCGUCAACAUCUGCAAAUGAAGCUGAUAUCAGAAUCGACAUGAUGAUGGUACUACACGAGAUGCUCAUGGAAAAGGUCUCCGUUUGCUUUCCUCCUCCCACGAGCAGUACAAAGUGUGGGUUCAACUUUAAUCUGAUAGAAGAUAUCGUAUGCGGAACCCAAGCCCGGCCAUGUCUGUACAUAAUAACGAAAGAAACCGGUUAUGCUGCGAGGGCGUUUACCUCGAUAGAUGUUGAAAAUGCCCACAGCAUUAUAAAUCAUUUGGACCGCCGAGGGGUCCAAAACUCCUCAAUCGAAGAGCUUAGUAGACAUGCCAGCAACCUACAGAGACUUCAAAUUCUCAGGAAACCUCUCUAGGACGGAAGCUUUAUACUCCGACAUCCACAAUUUACCACGCCCCUGAGAUCGACAAAGGUCUUUCUGAUAGAUUGACUUCCAGCCAAUUCGAUCUAUCGAAGCCGAGUGGGAAGAACAAAGAACUGAAACCCCAUGGUCGCAACGAUGCUCCUCGCGGACAAGGGAGAGUUAGGGCCAUCGGUGGUCACAAGACUGGAUAAUAUUUAUUUUUUAAGCGUUGAGGUUGUCACGAAAGCGUACUGUAACGGGACUAUCAGAUUUGAGUGAUUUGAUUUUGUGAUUUGCAGUUCACGUGAUUUUAUUGUGAUUUUAGACUGUAAAAACUAUAAAGGUUCAAGUUGAACUAUCGUCGCCAUGAUUAUGUAUUUUGGAACUGUUCACGUUGAAAUUGCUUCGUUAA